Molecule: messenger RNA, 1314 nt
Organism: Podospora bellae-mahoneyi
Lineage: Eukaryota; Fungi; Ascomycota; Sordariomycetes; Sordariales; Podosporaceae
Exons: 3
Coding region: 805-1314 (169 amino acids)
Biological process (GO): proton transmembrane transport
Cellular component (GO): proton-transporting V-type ATPase, V0 domain; membrane
Molecular function (GO): proton-transporting ATPase activity, rotational mechanism
Source: RefSeq, a predicted model, not a curated record
AGCGCGUUCCGGCCAUCUCCAGACUAGUCUCCGAGGGAACUGGGUGAUUGGAAAUGCUCUUCUUUGGCUCAGCGAUCGAGAUAUAAAAAGCGCCCCUUGAGGAUAGAGUUGGGGCUAAUACCCAUGGUGUUGUUUCUGCUGGUAUUAGCGGCCGUUGUUGAAUUGUCCGGGGAAGCCUGAAGAUUUAUUGUGGGGCAUCAAAUGCUGGGUAGGUAAACUUCACUCACUUACACCCCCUCUCAUAUCAUACAUAAAAGAAUCUUGCGCAACCAAACCCCCAAUUCCCAACCCCGACAGCUUGCCUCCCGUCUCACAUCGGAUAUUUCUGUCGGCUGUCAAAAUGCCAUUCCUGACACGCCAAUCACAUCCCCCAUAUGUAUCCCCAACCGCAGCUCCUUCCGCCCGCAAGACAUCGCCAAGCAACAUGAACUCGUCAGCUGCUCUCUUUCGCGGCCUGUGCGACCCAAAGAACCUCCACGUUGGAACACACGUAUAGAUUGGAGGAAGGAAACCCUUUUAUUGUGCUGCCUAGAUGCCUCGCAAAGUUGACGCUCAGCUGGGAAGAGGUAGCUACGGAGAGGUAGGUAAGCUGGUAUUAAUAGCAAGAGGAGAGAGCUGGUUUUGCCUUUGAGCCAUUGCGGUUGUCUAUCAUCAAUCAAUUUUUGUACAUGACAGACAAGAUUAAAGCUAUCACGAUAUCCCCAGCUCCAACGAACCUCAAAUCCCACAUCUAUCUCUCUCUCUCUCUCUCUCUCUCUCUCCCGCUAAAGACUACCUGCUACAACGAGGGCGAUAACAGCAAACAUGGACGAAGCACACUACAGAGACCUCGAUCGAUGCCCAGACUACUCCCCCUUCUUCGGAGCCCUAGGCUGCGCCCUCUCCAUAAUCCUCACCGUCUUCGGCGCCUCCUACGGCACCGCCAAGUCUUCUGCCGGGCUCUUCUCCUCCGGCGUCCUCCGCCCCGACCGCGUCAUGCAAAACACCCUCCCCUCCAUCAUGUCCCAAAUCCUUUCCAUCUACGGCCUCGUAAUCUCAGUCAUCAUAUCCUCCUCCCUGACCGAGUCCGUCCCCCUCUUCACCUCGUUCCUCCACCUAGCCGCCGGCCUCUCCGUCGGCCUCUGCGGUCUCGCCGCCGGCUUCUCCAUCGGCAUCGUCGGCGACGCAGGCAUCCGGGCGUCUACCCAGCAGCCUAGGCUCUACACCGGCAUGGUUCUCAUCCUUAUCUUUGCUGAGGUGUUGGGGUUGUAUGGCGUUAUUGUUAGUAUUCUCAUGAUCACUAGGAGUAGGGAGGGGAGGGCUUGUUUGGAGUAA